This is a messenger RNA of Paramuricea clavata, 161 nucleotides long. The record is from the annotation of a GenBank genome assembly. NCBI's taxonomy places the organism in Eukaryota, Metazoa, Cnidaria, Anthozoa, Malacalcyonacea, Plexauridae.
AUGGCGAACGAAGAUGAGUUCAAGAAGAACCAGAAGUUUAUGGCAGCAAAGAGGACAAGAAAAACAGAACGAAACAAACUUGGAAAGGGUAAAGACCGGCUCGUACCUGAAAAAUUAACAAUUCAGCGAUUGUUAGCUCAAGUUAAAGGAUCUUCCCAAAA